GUUGGAUUCCCAGGUGGAGACAUUGGGAAGCUCCCUUUUAGCAAAACCAACCAGUGCGCAUGCGUGGAACAUUCGAUCACUGGUGGUGUAGCUAACGGCUAGGCUACGAAUCCAGCCGACAUGGAGAGGAAAGUUCUGGCGCUCCAGGCAAGGAAGAAGAGGGCAAAAGCAAAAAAGACCAGCAAAAAACAGCCUGUCAAUCCCAGAACUCGACAGCAGCCCCAGCAGGAAUCGUCACCUCAGGAACCCGAGGAACCUGAGGAGAUUCUUGGCUCUGACGAUGAGGAGCAGGAGGACCCUCACGACUACUGCAAAGGUGGCUACCACCAUGUGAAAGUAGGAGACCUUUACAAUGGAAAAUACCAUGUAAUCCGGAAACUGGGCUGGGGACACUUCUCCACUGUGUGGCUUGCCUGGGACAUCCAGGUGAAGAGAUUUGUUGCAAUGAAGGUGGUGAAGAGUGCGGAGCACUACACAGAGACAGCAGUGGAUGAGAUCAAACUCCUAAGAUCAGUAAGAAAUUCAGACCCCAAUGAUCCCAACCGGGAGAUGGUGGUCCAGCUGCUAGAUGACUUCAAGAUCUCUGGAAUUAAUGGCACUCAUGUCUGCAUGGUGUUUGAGGUGUUGGGGCAUCAUUUACUAAAGUGGAUAAUAAAGUCAAAUUACCAAGGGUUGCCGCUGCCAUGUGUGAAGAGCAUCGUAAGACAGGUACUCCAAGGUCUUGACUAUCUGCACACAAAGUGUCAGAUCAUUCACACAGACAUCAAGCCGGAGAAUAUCCUGAUGAGUGUUGAUGAGUCUUAUGUUCGCAAGCUCGCAGCUGAAGCCACGGAGUGGCAGAAGGCUGGGGCUCCUCCCCCUUCUGGUUCAGCAAUAAGCACAGCACCUGCUCCAAAACAGACAGUAAAAAUGUCCAAGAACAAGAAGAAGAAGUUAAAAAAGAAGCAGAAGCGCCAGGCAGAGCUGCUGGAAAAGUGCAUCCUAGACCUGGAGGAGAUGGAAAAGAUCACAGAGACACGAGAGGAGGAAGACGAUGAAUACGAGGACCCGCAGUCUCCAAAAGGACGGGCCUGCGCUCCGCUCAGACAGAUGUUAUUUCGGGAACUAGGAAUUGAGGAAACAGAGGUUUCGGAGAGCAGUGUGAAUGCAGAUCUCAUGAGGGUGGGACCAGAAGGGCAGUUGGAGGUGAACUGUAAUGGCCAUGCGGAGGUGGACCAGAGGCAGUCCCAGCAGAGGGAUGAAGACCAACACAAUGGCAAUGCAGAGCCCACAGAGAAAUGUACCAGUGAGGAGGAGAAAUACAAAGAGUCCCCUGUUCACCCAAUUUGCAAUGGGGUGGAUCCUGCAGAUCUCAAAGAGCUGGACACUGAGAUUGAAGACAGGGAUGCUCACAGUCGUGGGGUCACUGAGAGACACAUUCCUGCUGGGUUGGAGGACGGAGAGCUGGAGCAAAGCAUUUUGCAGGAACAGGGAGAGGACGGGUCUGACAGUCAGUACACAACCGAGGAACAUCAGAGAAAUGGCAAGCUAACAGCAGGAUCCCUGCUGGUUAACCCCCUUGAGCCACUCAAUGCAGACAAGAUCAAGGUCAAGAUUGCAGACUUGGGAAAUGCCUGCUGGGUGCACAAGCACUUUACAGAAGACAUCCAGACACGGCAGUACCGGUCCUUAGAGGUGCUCAUUGGUGCUGGAUACAGCACACCAGCUGAUAUAUGGAGCACAGCCUGCAUGGCCUUUGAGCUUGCCACAGGGGACUACUUGUUCGAACCACACUCUGGAGAAGAUUAUUCCAGGGAUGAAGACCAUCUUGCGCUCAUGAUUGAGUUGCUUGGUAAAAUCCCUCGUCACUAUGCUCUAAGCGGGAAAUACUCACAGGAAUACUUCAACAAGAGAGGUGAUUUGAAACACAUCACAAAGCUGAAGCCGUGGGGCCUGCUGGAGGUGCUGAUUGACAAGUACGAGUGGCCCCGUGAAGAAGCAGAGAGCUUUGCCGACUUCCUGCUUCCCAUGCUGGAGCUGAUCCCGGAGAAGCGAGCCACGGCUGCAGAGUGCUUGCGCCACCCCUGGCUUGCCCUCUAAUGGAGACCUCUAGCCAUUGCACCUUCCUUUCCUCCCAAUCUCUCCAGAGACUGCAACAGAUCACUUUCCAGUUUGGGCAUAUCAGAUGAAUAUUUAUUUCUCUUUUUGUUUUGUCAUUUUGGAUUUCUUAUGUUGUUGUUGAACUAAUGCUUCUGUGUAUGUUUGCUUUGUAUUUGUUGGUUCUUCUCUCAGUGUGAUGAUGUUGGGAAUCCAGUGGAUUUUAUUACUUUGUGGUCAUGUUGGCUCCUACUGCUGUGCUCCGUUCACCCAUCCAUCUAAGCAAACCUGUUAUUGUACUGCUAGUGACUCAUCCUUGUUUGUUACACUCCUGCACUAAAACCCAAACAAAUUAAGGAUAUGUAGCUGUUAUUGAUCAUUUUUGUCCCCUUGAAAAAGGAUUUGCUGUCACUUUUUUUUCUUCAUCUCUUCUCAUACAUUUUCAUCAGUGUAGUGUUGUUGUUUUUUUUUUAAAAAAAAUAAUUUUAUCUUAUUACACAUGUAAGGUAUGUAUUUUGUAUUUGUAAAGUAGGCUUAGGAAGUUGCACACCGGGCUGACAUUUACACUGACUAUAGUAAUAGCAUUUCUUGAGACAGAAUGUCUAGUUUCUUACUGAAACUUCUACUGUCUGACAUGUCAUAUUACAAAUCCAUUGUCACCUGGUAUUUAGUGUGGUUAAUUAUUUAUAAUAAGUGAGAUUUUUCAUUCUCGUGGGAGGCUGGUAUUCUCAUACACCUAUUACAAUUCAGGAAUAUAGUGUUUUAAAGGUUUCAACAAGACAACAUGCUAAGCCCAAUUUAAAGGAAAAAAAAGUGAAAAUAAACUGUAUAUAUCUGUACCAAAGAGUUUGCCUUUAUGUAUAUUACAGUUAUGUACAGUUUUUAACAAAUCUUAUAUCUUAGCUAAAAUUAUUUAGCUGGGUAGCUGUGUUUUAAUAAAGCGUAUGGAAGAUGUGUUCGAGUUCAGUUGUGUGUAUGGCCAACUGUUCAAUAAUUUCACUGUUUUUACCUUAGAAAUGAUGAGAUCUGGUGUUAUGUAAUGGUGUCACAAUUUGAUCAUAUCGAAAUGACCUAUGUAUCUGUUGGGGCCUCGGUAAAAACAAAUUUCACAUCAGUGUCAGGUUCAAGAACAUAGACUUUAUGUGAGCUGUCAAUUUAAAAAACUGUACAACACCAUUCAAUAAAACAGAUAUUCAUACAACACAAAA
Scatophagus argus is the source of this 3284-nucleotide messenger RNA. It is a transcript of the gene srpk1a, whose product is annotated as SRSF protein kinase 1a. The transcript is spliced from 16 exons. The record is from RefSeq and is a predicted model, not a curated record. Gene Ontology annotation, molecular function: protein kinase activity; ATP binding. Bases 121 to 2079 code for a protein of 652 amino acids. Lineage: Eukaryota; Metazoa; Chordata; Actinopteri; Scatophagidae. Gene Ontology annotation, biological process: regulation of mRNA processing; spliceosomal complex assembly; protein phosphorylation.